UUAAAUUCAUACAGUUAAUAUCAGUAAUAGUUCAUCAAAACGCUAUCAAACAUGGACCAGAAUAAAAACAUAUUGAUCCGAACAGCCAUCGGACAAAUGGCAUCAUUGGGCGAGUUAUACGACGCCCGGACGGACACAUUCUGCGCCAUUUCGGCUCUCAAAAUAGCACCAGAAAAGAGCGGCGCCGUCACCAUACAGGACAACCCCUCCAUCGACCUCCAAUACAUACACGCCGACACCUUUUCGGACAAAUUUGACAAAUUAGAGAUAAAGGCCGACCUUAAGGUGAGUAUAUUAGCCGGACUGUUCCAGUUGGAGGGGAGCGGCAGGUAUUUGGCGGACACCAAAAAGAGCGCCCGAGCCGUUCGCUCGUCCCUCUUGUAUAACAUUCAGACCAAAGCCGAGAGACUGAACCUAUUUAGCGACGAACUCGCUGAGUGUUUCGCGUUGGACGCCCUCCAGGCCACCGCUGCCACCCAUGUGGUGGUGGGCGUCGAUUGGGGCGCCAACUCUAUGAUCACUAUGGAGUACAGCAACAGCGAGAAUAAGGAUGUUAAGGAGAUCGAAGGCGCCAUCCAGGGUGAGUUAAAAAGGUUUUCCGCUAAUAUAAGCGGCAAAGCGAGCGGUGCUUACGGGAGCGGUCAGGACAGCAAACAAACCAAUUAUUCGUUACACAUAUUCGGCGACAUUAUGCCGACCGACGAGCCGUUGCCGCAAACAAUUGAGGAGUCGUUGGCGCUAAUGAAAAGAAUG
Molecule: messenger RNA, 753 nt
Organism: Oppiella nova
Lineage: Eukaryota; Metazoa; Arthropoda; Arachnida; Sarcoptiformes; Oppiidae
Source: the annotation of a GenBank genome assembly